Molecule: messenger RNA, 927 nt
Organism: Lachancea meyersii CBS 8951
Lineage: Eukaryota; Fungi; Ascomycota; Saccharomycetes; Saccharomycetales; Saccharomycetaceae
Source: the annotation of a GenBank genome assembly
AUGGCAGAGGCAUACGAGGCCAGAGUGAGCUCUAAUAGAGCUUUUAACGGUGGGCAUUCUAAUUUGUUUUCCAACAAUGAAGACUUCGAAGACUUGGACGAUGAUUUUCUGGAUAUCUACACUAUGAACCCAAGACAACGUUUGUUGCAUCAGGUUCGCAAAUUUCGCAACAGACUUCUGGAAUGGUACAAGAAGCUGCCUUUGUGGAAAAAAAUUGCAGUUGUGAUUGCUGCGCUUUUGCAAUUGGCACUUUCCGUUCUAGUACUAGUUUUCCACAAUCGAAUUUUCAAAGCCAUGAUUGACGCAUCGAACGAGUUAAGGGCAAGGUGGUACACUCCACUAAUUUUCAUUUCGCUGCUUUUCCUGGUGUCAUUCCCUCCGCUAAUAGGCUUUUCUAUGCUCUCGGUAAUGGUGGGUAUUAUCUACGGGAUCAGCUUCAAGGGCUGGAUAACUCUAUUCAUUGGUUCCGUUGGCGGCUCCAUCACCGCAUUUGUUCUGUUUAAGACGCUUCUGCGGUCUCAGGCAGAAAGGCUGGUCCACACAAAUGCCAAAUUCGAAGCGCUGACCUCCAUUUUACAAGACAACGACAGCUAUUGGAUGAUCACUUUGAUAAGGCUUUGUCCCUUUCCUUUUUCCUUCACCAAUGGCGCUAUUGCCGGAAUAUAUGGUGUAACGUUGCGGAAUUUUUCGCUUGGAAGUGCUCUAAUGUCUCCUAAGCUCUUGAUGUAUUUAUUUGUGGGGUCUAGGCUUAAAUCUCUGGGAGAAGAUGGCUCAGCAUCUUCUAAGCUUUUCGACAUUCUUAGCAUUAUCGCCACGGGACUUAUCUUGGCACUAACUACUUGGAUUCUAUAUUCCAGAGCCCGGAAGCGGUACCUUGAGUUGCAAAGAAACCAAAGCUUAGAUGUUUCCUUUGAAACUGUAUUCUAG